GAAGUGUGGGUGUGAAGGUUUCUCAAUGAUCAGUAUAGAUCUCUGUCUCCAACCCUGUUGCAGGGACACUACGAUGUUUGCAGUUUCUGCUGAGGUGAAGGGUUUGGAGACGAUGGUUAACCUCCUGGCUGAUGUGGUGCUUCAACCGAGAUUAACAGACGAGGAGUUGGAGAUGGUGCGCCUGUCGGUCCGUUUUGAACUGGAAGAUUUACAAAUGCGACCGGAUCCUGAGCCCCUCCUAACUGAGAUGGUUCAUGCGGUAAGGUUAUCACUUCUCCCAAUCUGUCGGACUCCUCAGGUGGAGAAGGACAUGACGGAUGUUAGCCUGGGACCCACGCCCAUCCCCGAGCUCACCCACAUCAUGAUCGGGCUGGAAAGCUGCUCCUUCCUGGAGGACGAUUUCAUCCCCUUUGCUGUGCUGAACAUGAUGAUGGGUGGUGGCGGCUCGUUCUCAGCUGGGGGUCCAGGGAAGGGAAUGUUUACCAGACUCUACCUCAAUGUCUUAAACAGACACCACUGGAUGUACAAUGCCACAGCCUAUCACCAUAGCUAUGAGGACACUGGCCUCCUGUGUAUACAUGCGAGUGCUGAUCCAAGACAGGUCAGGGAGAUGGUGGAAAUUAUCACUCGGGAAUUCAUCAUGAUGACUGGCUCAGUAGGCGAGAUGGAGCUGGAACGAGCGAAGACCCAACUGAAGUCGAUGCUGAUGAUGAACCUGGAGUCACGGCCGGUUAUAUUUGAGGAUGUUGGGCGGCAGGUUCUUGCGACAGGGAGCCGCAAACUGCCGCAGGAGCUUUGUACACUGAUCGGUGAGGUAAGCGCAGACGACAUCAAGAGGGUCACAAUGAAAAUGUUACGCAGCAAGCCAGCCGUGGCAGCCCUGGGAGACCUCAGUGAUUUGCCAACGUAUGAGCACAUCCAGCACGCACUGACCAGCAAGGAUGGUCGCUUACCCCGGAUCUAUCGGCUGUUCCGAUGAGUGGGACCUGCUCCCGGUCCCCAGCUGAUGAACAGACACACUACACCUUGAGUCCUGGUACCUUGUGGCUGUGCAUCUGUGAGCUGCUUGAGGUGGACAGAGAGGGGUAAUUGUGUGUAAUUAGACUGGGCUGGGAGGGGGGAGGGGGGACAGAACACAGUGUGGGUGAAAAGUGGUCUAAUGAUUUUAUAUCAAGAUAGCGAGAUCAAACCUGCUUUGAAAUGCUUGGAUGUGUCUUUACUUUGUGAUGCUGCUAGUCACCAGCUCCUGGACUGUGAUCGUUCUGUGUUAAUGCGCAAGACUGUUCUGUCCAGUUAUAUAAAUUUUUAUUGUACUAA
Messenger RNA from Chiloscyllium plagiosum (whitespotted bambooshark), 1317 nucleotides. The record is from RefSeq and is a predicted model, not a curated record. Lineage: Eukaryota; Metazoa; Chordata; Chondrichthyes; Orectolobiformes; Hemiscylliidae.